This is a messenger RNA of Ananas comosus (pineapple), 1514 nucleotides long. RefSeq lists its product as uncharacterized. The transcript has 7 exons. Lineage: Eukaryota; Viridiplantae; Streptophyta; Magnoliopsida; Poales; Bromeliaceae. Bases 237 to 1205 code for a protein of 322 amino acids. The record is from RefSeq and is a predicted model, not a curated record.
UUUGAAACCUCAAAUCCGUUUCAUCUGAAACUCUCCUUGUGUUUUGCCCCCUUUUUUUUUGGCUCGAAUUAUGGCUCGAAUUAUCGUAUGAUAUGUAUAGAAACUGGCGAAUUUAUAAGAAUUUGAUAUUUCUUGUGUGAAACUAUGAUGUAAUUGUUGUGCUAGAUGUUAUUCAUUUCUGAAUUAGGUUAAAAUAGCAGGUGGUCGCUGAAGUAGUAAUUCUGUAAAAAGGAAAGAUGUCGAGCAACGAAGUCCGGAAGGUGUCUCGGCAGGAUAUACAGCUUGUCCAAAAUCUUAUUGAGCGCUGCCUCCAGCUCUAUAUGGACCAGAAAGAAGUUGUCAGCACUCUCUCCUAUCAGGCGAAAAUAGAACCUAGUUUUACUGAACUUGUUUGGCAGAAACUUGAAGAAGAGAAUCGGGAGUUUUUCAAAGCUUAUUAUGUUAGGCUGAGGCUCAAGAAUCAAAUUAUGAUAUUCAACAAGUUACUUGAGGAUCAGUAUCGCCUCAUGAGCAAAGAAUAUCAGUCAGGAGUUCCUUCCGUGCCUCUAUCCAAUGGAUCCGAGGCUUCCACAUUGCAUCAAAGUCCAUCCUAUUUAUCGGAACAUAUACCAACAUCGACAAGGCAGGAUAACAUGCUGUGCAAUGGAGGUUCUUCUAGUGGUAUGAUGAACGGUGCACCAUCUGGACAACAGUUCAUUCUGGCAAGCAAAGAUGUUCCCGGCCUUCCUAGCGGCAUCGAUGCUUCAUCGAGCCUGCCGUCGAUGCAAAACUCAACCAUAGGAAGGAUUGCUGGAGUGAACGGGACAGCAGUAAAGACCGAACCUAGCUACUCGAGCAAUUCGGAUUUUGCAUUCUGUAACGAUAACGCCUUCCUAGAAGCAGCACGGCCAGCUAUUGGAGAUGCAUCUGGCGGAUCCUUUAGCAGCUCGGAGUUGACUGGUCAACCACUCAGCGAUCCUCUUCUGGAUAUGGAUGCAACGUCUUUUGGUUUCUUAAGUCAGGUCCCUCGAAACUUCAGUUUUUCAGAUUUAACAGAGGACUUCACCCAGAGUGCUGACAUUUUGGAGAAUUAUGGUAGAUCUCCUUUCCUCCCUGCUGAUGGAAAUAACUUCUCGGAUUCUGUGGGAGAAGGUAAAGAGGCAGAAAAUAGAAGAUUAGAUACCAUAUCUGAAGGUCUAAGUUAUGAGAAUUUUGGAGGUGAUUGAUGGAUAUCUGACUGGGACUGCUUUUAAGCUUGCAUAUUGACAAAGCAUAAGGUCACCAUUGUAUAUACCGCUCCGGCAGACAAAAGAUUGACAGGUUCCUGAAAUUUUUAGAACUUAAUGCUAAUUACUCUCUUGGUAAUGUUUCUUCAGUUUGUCUCUUUGGGUAAGUUUGGCUUAUUCCUUAGCUUGUAAUAAGUAUUGACUAACAGACAAAAAAUCGGAUAUGUUUAUGCGUUUUGUAACUUUGUUUGUGUAAUAAUUCCUAAUAUGGUGAAGAUCAAGGGCUUGAAGUUGUGUAAUUUGUGUUAA